Prorocentrum cordatum is the source of this 573-nucleotide messenger RNA. The record is from the annotation of a GenBank genome assembly. NCBI's taxonomy places the organism in Eukaryota, Dinophyceae, Prorocentrales, Prorocentraceae.
AUGCCCCUGUGCGGGCUGCGCAUCGAGGUCGGGCCCCUCUCGUUCUUCAACCCGAACACCACCACCUGCAAGUCUCUGAUGGAGAAGGCGGUGGAGUACCUGAGCCUCCAGAAGACCGACGUCCUCCUGGACAUAUUCUCCGGAGUCGGCACGAUCGGUCUCUGCGCAGCCGCGCACUGCGCCAGGGUCAUCGGUGUCGAGAUUGUUGAGGAGGCGGUGGAGAAUGCGAGGGCAAACGCCGCCUUGAACGGCAUCGACAACGCCGAGUUUCACGUCGGGAAGGCCGAGGACCUGGUCCCCAAGAUAGUGGGCGACCUCGACCCGGAGCUCGAUGUGUGCGCGGUGGUGGACCCGUCCAGGGCUGGCCUGCACCCCAGGGUCGUCAACGCAUUGCGGAGUCGGCGGCAGGUCUCGCGCAUAGUCUACAUCAGCUGCAACCCAGAGAGCCUCGCAGAGGACGUUGCGAAGAUGGGCGUGUCCACCGAUGGAGAGGAGGAUGAUCUCGUUCCCGUGUCCGCCGUGGCGGUGGACUCGUUCCCGCAGACCUUGCACGUGGAGAUGAUCCUCAAACAG